Cuculus canorus (common cuckoo) is the source of this 4039-nucleotide messenger RNA. RefSeq names its product transmembrane protein 237 (gene TMEM237). Gene Ontology annotation, biological process: cilium assembly. NCBI's taxonomy places the organism in Eukaryota, Metazoa, Chordata, Aves, Cuculiformes, Cuculidae. Gene Ontology annotation, cellular component: ciliary transition zone. The record is from RefSeq and is a predicted model, not a curated record. The transcript has 13 exons. Bases 299 to 1465 code for a protein of 388 amino acids.
UCAUCUUUGUAGCCCUUCUCUGGACCCAUUCCAACAUGUCCAUAUCCUUCUUAUGUUGAGGAUUCCAGAACUGGACACAGUACUCCAGAUGAGAUCUCACAAGACAUGAACAGAGGGGCAGAAUCGCCUCCCUCGACCUGCUGGCCACGCUUCUUUGGAUGCAGCCAAAAGAGAAACUGGAAACUAAUCGACUGAAGCUGCUGCCUCUGUGGUGGGGUUGAGGACUUUCAUGCCGAUGGGACAGAUGAGGAAUCACCACUGCCUGCUGGCAGGUGAUUUCCUCUGUUGCAAGGAAUAAAUGUGCCCACCUCGUGCUCUUCCUCCAGUGCCAAGUGGAAACCAAGAUGAAAUUCCACUCAGUCGUCCCAAAAAAAGGAAGCCUAAAGGAAAGACCCCAUUAGAUGGCAUCGUACAAGCAGCUGUUCGUCGGCAGUCUGAAAGCAGUGAGCCCCUAACUCCUGAACCUCAUGAUGUACAUCCUCAGAGGAAGCGCAAGAAAAAGAAAAUACCUAUCGAUUCUGAGACUUCUUUUACCCAGCAAAAUGUUGCAGCCUUAUUUCAGAAUGGAAAUGGCAUGGAUGUCCCUGAAGCUGAAGAAACAGUGAUCCGCAAACAGAGAAAAAGGACAAAGAAACUUCGGCCAGCCGAAACACACGGUUCCAAUGAGCUGGAAGUGGAGGAGGAAGACAUCAUUGAAGAUGAGCACAGAAAGAGCCCAGAUCAGCAGCCUGUGUUUGCUGCUCCCACUGGAAUUAGCCAGCCUGUUGGCAAAGUGUUUGUUGAAAAAAAUCGGCGUUUUCAGGCAGCUGACCGUGCAGAAUUGAUUAAAACGACUGAAAAUAUCAAUGUACUUAUGGAUGUGAAGGCUUCAUGGACUACUAGAGAUGUCGCCCUCUCAGUGCACCGAAGUUUCAGGGUGAUCGGACUCUUUGCCCAUGGCUUCCUUGCUGGGUAUGCUGUAUGGAACAUCAUUGUGAUCUACAUUUUGGCAGGAAAUCAACUUUCCAUGGUUUCUAACCUGCUCCAACAGUAUAAGACACUAGCAUACCCAGCUCAAAGUUUGUUCUAUUUGUUGUUGUCUAUCAGUACAGUCUCAGCCUUUGACAGGAUUGAUUUGGCGAAAGCAUCAGUUGCACUGAGGGGCUUUCUUACCCUAGACCCAGCAGCAGUAGCCUCUUUCUUGUACUUUGCUGCUCUUAUUUUAUCCUUAAGCCAGCAGAUGACAUGUGACAGAAUUAAUCUCUACACACCACCUUCAGAAAAUGGCAGCAUCUGGAUGGCAGGUACAGAAGAAGAAAUUGUUCAGCCAUGGAUUGUGGUGAAUCUGGUAGUGUCUAUUCUAGUUGGGGCAAGUUGGAUCUUCCUGUCUUACCGACCAGAGCUAGACCACAGUGAAGAACUGAUGUUUCAUGCUGAAAUCGAGGAAUUUCCCCCGGGAGAUAUCAUACCCAGAGUCCAGCCAUAGUGUGGAACAAGCAUCUGCAAAUAUUGUAGCUGUCACUGAUGGCUCAACGUGUUUUGUAUUAUAGCCAUGUAUUAUAAUUUUCUUAAAGAAAAGCAUGUAUUUUUAUAUUUUGUAUAUAUUUGAUUUUGAUCUUUUUAUGUAUGCUGCAAUUUCCAAAUGUUAUUGAAAACUUUUAUAACUUCCCUUUUUAUUUUACCAAGUAGAUUAGUGCAUAAUUCAAGGUGGUUUUAUAAACAUUGCUACCUGUCUAGCCAAAGAAACUAGAUGGAUGCAGAAGAUCAGGUAUUUGGUGCUUUUUUGACUGUUGUACCACAGCCUGCUUUUGUUACUGAUGCUGAUAGGAGUUGACUUACCUAAUUUGGCUAAAUACUCUAGAGAUUAAAACUAAUCUUAUGAAGAAAGUAGUCUAAGGAAGAUUAUAACAAAACAGAGGAAACGUAAACAUGGUAAAGUUGGCAAGCAUGAAAUAAUCUGGGUUUAGUUGUUAUAAUAAGUAUUUGCUAGAAUGAGGAAUUAGAUUAUCAGGAAUAUUUUUGAUAAUUCCUUAAAAGAGGACACUUUAUUUUUCUUCAUUUAGUUCUCUUGACAAAGAUUUUUAUGAAAACAAGUUCUUUCAAGUUGAUGUAGACACAAGAAAGAGAAGUUUUAAUGUUGCAACAGUUUGGUCAGCUAGUGAAUACCUAAAUAAAUCUUUUUAAUCAAGCAGGGUGGGUGUGGGUUGCCAACAGGAUAUAUGUAUGUCCUGUAGUUUCUGAACAGUCAGGAUUCAUAACUAUUACAAAGCCAUUCACAGGAAUAGCGUUCCAAUUUCUCCUUAUCUUGUGUAGCAGGAGUAAUAGUGUUAUUCACUGCUCUUUGUGAAGAAAGUUGGAUUUCACAGAUAUUAAAAACGUUCCUACUUCUACCUAUUUGGAGGACAAAUAAUUUCCCCAAAAACGAUGUUUAUUGUUUUAUGUUGGGAUGGAAUGGCAAAUUUCAUCCUAAAAUUAUGAAAAAAUGCUGACUAAAGCAAAACAGCAGCCCCACAGCAAUCCGCCUUCUAGGCAGUGUGUAGCAGUGAUAAAGGCAGUUAGUGGGUUUUGAUGAUGAAGGCCAACAUUCUUUUUCUUUAUAUUAAAGUGGCAAAAUGAAACCAUUACAGAUGUGAAUAGUACAGACAUCUUGCAGGAUGAAACAGUCUCCCUGGCAGGCAUAGACAGGAGCUAGUUUGAAAUCCAUUUCUCAAGAAAGUAUCACCUAAAGCCCCAAAACUAUUUGUGUUUGUUAUUUAAUAUGAAUUGAUUUUGCAUUGUUUUAUUUAAUGUGUGUGUCUUAAACGUCAUUGUAAAGGUUCUGCAGUUGUCAGAGUUCCUUGGAGAAUUACUGUACUUCCUAGUAGUGAAGAUAAGGCUUCAAGGGGGAUGUUAAAGAGCCAGUCACUUUCUAUGCUGUUACCCAAGUUGCUUUAAACCAAGGAUGGGAACAUUAACAACUAGGGCUGCUGCUGCCCUACUGAGGACUUGAGUUGUGUUAGCUGGCAAUUUCAGUAAUUCGGUGUUCAUGACAUUUUUUAAAUGUUAUGAUAAUCUUGCAGGGGGAGGGAGACUUUUACUAAAAUUAGCGUACCUUCCACAGUUGUUCACUUUUUUCUGGGUCAUUCACUUCGUUGUGGGAAGGAGCUUGUUAACCUUUUCUGUAAAUUGUUAUUGUUCUUGUAUGGCUUCUUUGCAGAACUGUAGAGCUAAAUUAUAGCUGGCACUCCAUUGUACAUCAAAAUGGAGAAAUUCAGGGUUCUGUUCCCUUCAGUGUUACACUGGAGGUUCUUGUCAUAAUUUGGCUGUAGGAGACGGUGGAUGAGGCGCUGGAGCAAGUUGCUACCACGCUUUCUCCAGAUGUGGUUUGAUUUAUAGAACUGUUGUACUCAUGAAGAUGACAUUAAUAGUGGCUUGUCUUUGCUGUUUGACAUUUCUGUCAUCUUGCCAUGGUAAGAAGUAUAAUUUUGCCCAUCAAGCAUGGAGCCCAGACACAACAGUGCUAAGACAUCAAAUCAGUACAGAAAAAAAAGGAAUAACAUUAUUUCUAGGAUUUGGCCUUCCAAGUAUCCCUUGGACAAAGUGAUGCUAGCCAAAAGCCAAAUUCAUUGUGGAAUACAGUAGUUUGUUUAGAUGGCUGAGCAGGAAUUAAGUUAAUGGACUUAAUAGGAUCAAUAGUUCAAACCAGACUUGCCUUUCCAGUUCAUAUUUUUGGGAUAAUUGAGGUAUACGCAUACUUGAAUUAAUGGAGUUGGAAGUUUGCCAUUUUAAAUCACACUUAAUAAACAAUAUGAUGGCUUAUUAGCUAUUCUAUGAAGUACUUUUCAUUCCAUUAAGCCUCAUAAUGGAAUAUAAGUUUAACUGAGCUUUUCUGUUUAGUUACUUGUAAAGUUUUAGAAUGAAUUUACAAAAUAGAUGUUUAAUUACAGAACACGCAAUAUCUGUAGAAGCCUUAACUGAAAUGCCUUUGUGCAUUUCCAUUGUUUUUAAUGCAGUAUUCUUGUGUUAAUGAAAAAAUUACUAAGAUGUUAGUGCCAAUGUCUUGGUUUUACAUACAUGAAAC